CUAUAGUUUACAAUUUGUGAAGUAUAUCGUGUGUGUUAUUAAAUCAGUCUCUCAGAAUUAAGUUAAAAAGUGAGCUAUAGUGCAUAUAAAAGUUAUCAAAGUACACUAUAAAAGUGGCAAGUGUUAAGUUUUAAACCAAAACGAGUUACGACGAAGUUUAUAUAAAUGUGCGUUUUGAUAUUGUCGCGUGCGGAAGGACCGAUGUGAGGUGUCCGCGGCCCGCGGCCUAUUCGUACAGUGCCAUGGACAACGUCGGAGAAAGCGCCAUAACUAUAGGCACUGCCGAGAAUGAGGAACAACUGAAUAUUAGUGAUGUUUUUGAGGCGAUCACAUUGGCGGACCCGACGUUCGGCGCGGGCGCAGGCGCCGGCAUAGACGAUAGCAUGGCGCGCCGCGACCAGCCCUACGUAGAGAUCGUCGAGCAGCCGGCCAGUAAGGAAAACUUCGACCACAAGAACCACCCUCAGAGCAUCGACUUGAACGCGGUGCGACUAUGCUUCCAAGUGUUCCUGCCGGACGAGUCGGGGCGGCUGCGGCGGCCGCUCGCGCCCGUCGUGUCCGACGUCAUCUACGACAAGAAGGCCAUGAGCGACCUCCACAUCAUGCGCUCCAGCCACUGCUCCGGGCCGGCUCGGGGCGGCACGCAGGUUAUUCUGCUGUGUGAAAAGGUGACCCGAGAAGACAUAGAAGUGGUAUUCUACCAAGAAGAGAAUGGACACGUAGUGUGGGAGGAGAUGGCGAUCAGGAUCCUCGUGCACAAGCAAGUGGCCAUCGCCUUCGAAACCCCCGCGUACAGGUUCCCUAACAUCACUGACCAUGUGAACGUGCAUUUCCAGCUGAAGCGCAUGUCGGACAACGCCCGCAGCAACUCGCUGCCGUUCGAGUACAUCCCGGACUUCUCAGAUAUGAGUAGUAAGAAGCGAAAGGUGUUACGAAGCUACGAACUUGAAAGGAUGUACUCGCCGGAGCAGCAGCAGAUCAAAUCGGAACCAAGAGAUCGGACUCCACCUCAUCAUAAUAUUGGCAGUUCACCCCUUCAUGGCUACCCUCAACAAUAUGAACCGAACUGGGCCCUAGAGGGCAUGCAGACGGGCAUGCCGGUGGCGGGCCCCAGCCAGCUGGGCGCGUUCGGCGGCGACGUGUGGGGCGCCGCGCUGCCGCCGCUGCAGCCGCUGCAGCCCAUGUCCCCCGCGCUGCAGCCCUACGCGCCCGACCGCAUGUCGCCGCACAACCAGGGCAUGUCGCCGCAUGCCCAGGUCAUGUCCCCGCAUGCGCAGGUCAUGUCCCCACAUGGACAGGUCAUGUCCCCGCACGGACAAGUUAUGUCUCCUCACGGACAAAUCAUGUCCCCUCAUGGACAAGUCAUGUCCCCGCACGGGCAGAACAUGCAAGUCGUUUCCCCGAUGGGCCGGAUAUCCCCCAACGUGCACCCGGCGCAAAACAUGGGCCACAUAUCGCCCAACCUGGUGCAACAACAGCCCGCAUAUGCGCAGCAAGCCCAACAGAGCAUGAUGGACACGGAGCACAGCGCCACGUCGCUCAGCAACCUGCUGCUGGACCGCGGCGAGCCCCCGCUGCUGCUCAACUCCAGCGAGCUGUCGGGCCUGUCCGCGCUGCUGGGCGACCGCGCCGAGCCGCAGCCGCUCGACUACUGAGCGGCCACUCCCGCCACUCCCGCCACUCCCGGCUAGCUCUGCCAACCUGCCACCGAGCAGUGCGAGCGCGCCCUUAUCGGUGCCAGCGAACCAUAUCAUAGUUAUAAAUAAUAAUAUGAAACGAGUUUAUGAAACAAACAUUUUGACAUUAAUUGAUUUCUGAGUUUAAUUUGACGGUUAUUUAAUGUAGUAAAUAAGUGAAAAAUCAUAGACAAGCCUCAGUGGCGCACUCUAUAAUGAUGUACGAAUUUAAUUCACGGACUUGCACGAUGCGUGGUGUAAGUGACUCGAUCCCGGAGUAAAGAUCCCGGCACUGAAACCGGGAUGUGGUUUGUAAUCUACUUUAUAAUUGGUAUUUACGUUAAAUAGUUAUAUUUGCCGAUCUGGGAUUCUACUUUAAGUGAUUAGCAAAAGAAAUGUUAACGACUGUUGAAAUCAUAUAAAUCACUGCAUUAUCAAAGCUUCUUCUCUGUAUGUAUACACAUCCAUGCUUUUCAACAUCACAGUUAUGUUUUAUCAGUAAAGUCAAAUAAGUGAUACAAAAUAAAAAUAAAAAAUUACAAUACUUUAUUACACUGCAUCACAAUCAAACGAUGUUAAAUAUCGCGUUGCUUAUUAUAUAUAUUGCUUGUGUUAUGUUAAUUUGUUAAAACUAGUGUAUUUGGUAUUUAAAACCUCAAACAGCACCGUUAUGUAUAACUUAAGGAUUAAGUAUCUAGAUCUCUAUAGUUUAUUUUAAACAGCAAAACAAUAUUGCAAGAUUAUUUCGCAUUUCUCUAUCCCGUUGGCGUUAAUUCUGCACAAUACAAUCCGUCAACAAAGCUUGAUUAAGACAAAAAAAGUACACUCAUUAUAAGAAAUAACAAAAAACAUCAAGUAAUGAAAAUCAAAACGUGUAAAUAUUUAUAUGUGU
Molecule: messenger RNA, 2568 nt
Organism: Trichoplusia ni (cabbage looper)
Lineage: Eukaryota; Metazoa; Arthropoda; Insecta; Lepidoptera; Noctuidae
Gene: Dorsal
Product: transcription factor p65-like
Biological process (GO): response to cytokine; non-canonical NF-kappaB signal transduction; cellular response to stress
Cellular component (GO): cytoplasm
Molecular function (GO): DNA-binding transcription factor activity; DNA binding
Source: RefSeq, a predicted model, not a curated record